Molecule: messenger RNA, 1944 nt
Organism: Mycena indigotica
Lineage: Eukaryota; Fungi; Basidiomycota; Agaricomycetes; Agaricales; Mycenaceae
Product: WD-domain-containing protein
Exons: 11
Coding region: 1-1944 (647 amino acids)
Biological process (GO): proteasome-mediated ubiquitin-dependent protein catabolic process
Cellular component (GO): GID complex
Molecular function (GO): protein binding
Source: RefSeq, a predicted model, not a curated record
AUGCGCUUUCCAGAGCAACCAGCAACUCCUCCACAAACAGUAGCUGGCCCAUCCUCUCUCGGCCUCGACCACCCUCUCCCCACAAACGGCGUCGCCCACGCGAAUGGCUUCACAAACGGAGCAACAAGUAAUGGUGCGCAGAAGUCAAAUGGUCACUCUAAGCAGUCGUCUGCUGCUGCUCGCUCUAUUGCUCGUGUCGCACUCCCCGGCACCAGUCUUUACCCAGACGACUCCAAUGUAGACAGGGAGGAGUUCGUGAGGCUAGUAAUACAGAGUUUACGGGAUGUGGGCUACCACGAAAGCGCCGCGACUCUCGAAGCCGAGUCUGGCUACUCAAUGGAAUCACCAGAAGUCGCCGAAUUCAGACGUUACAUCAACGAUGGCUUGUGGUCUAAAGCGGAGAAUGCACUCAUUGCGUUGGGCGUUGGUUUGCAGGACCCCGAACAUCUACCCGAUGCCAAGUUCCUCAUCAACCAACAGAAAUACCUGGAGUUGUUGGAGGCCCAGAAGAUGACAGACGCUGUCCAUGUGCUCCGUAAUGAGAUAGCGCCACUCGGAGUCGAGACCGAGCAACUCCAUCUACUAUCCAGGCGCUCUGAUAAUGUGCGCCAAAGCAUCAGAACUACGGGAAAGGGCGCAAUGGGAUGGCGCGGCAGGCAGCUCGAGACGAAUAUUGUUGGAGAAUCUACAUCGUGUGUGUCCUCCAACCUGGUUACGAGCGAUUUUCGACACUCCUCCAUCAAGCGGAUGCUUUUCAGCGUCACCAAUGCGUAUAUCACAAUAUACCAAGUACCCCAACAGGGUUUACUCUCUUCUCCGACCACCAAUGCGAUAAAACUGCUUUCCCCCCGCAUAACAACAACCAUAUUGGAAGUCCAUACGGACCAGGUCUGGAUGCUUGAAUGGAGUCGGGACGGAAACUUGCUUGCAAGUUCCAGUAACGAUAAGCUGGUUAUCAUAUGGGGCCUAAAGCCGGAGACCGAGACGACAUCAGUAAGAGAGUGGGAGAAGCGGCACGCAUUGCUUCACCAGUACCCUGUUAUCUGCAUGGCAUGGUCGCUGGAUGAUUCAAUCCUUCUUGCUGGUACGGAGCACCAUAUAAAGAUGUGGAACACAGAGACCGGGGUCUGCGUGCGAACACUUAUGAAGCAUACUGAACCGGUAACCUCCUUGGUGUGGCUCCCGGACAAAUCCGGGUUUUUCUCUGCCGGAAUGGACUUCAAGAUCUACUUUUGGGCAUGUCUCCCCUAUGGUUCAAACCCACAAGAGUGGUCUGAGGCACCGAUACGGGUAGCGAGCAUGGUAUUAACGCCGGAUUGCUCCCGUUUCGUUGUGAUUGGGAUGAAGGCGCCGUCGCCCAUCGACGGUCGCCCGGAUGGCGAAGCUCCGGCUGCCUCAGCUUCAGCACCACCACCCAAGGAUGAACAUCGAAUGCUGGUCUUUGACUACGAUACCAAACAUAUUGAAUUAGACAUACCAUUUGACGGCGAACUGACGAGCUUGAGCAUAUCGCGCAACUCACAAUACGUUUUGAUCAAUCGCUCCCCAGAUGACAUCCAACUCUGGGAUAUCAAUACUGCACGCUUAAUACGGAGGUACACGGGCCAACGGCAGUCUACAGACAUCAUUCGAAGCUGCUUUGGUGGAUUCGAGAGCAACUUCAUCGUCAGUGGGAGUGAAGACAGCAACGUCUAUGUCUGGCAUCGGGACACUGGUGUUCUGCUAGAGGUACUCGAAGGACAUGGAGAAGGCAGCGUCAAUUGUGUCGCAUGGAAUCCACGGAACGAGCGCAUGUUUGCCAGCUGUUCGGACGACCACACGAUCCGCAUUUGGGAGUCUGCCGAUGUCUUGGACCCACCCAACCAGUUUGCUACCAAGAGCAAAGGCAAGACGCGCCAACAUUGGGAAGAUGGCGCCUCAGGCUCAUCAUCACUACGAACAUGA